Messenger RNA from Vitrella brassicaformis, 651 nucleotides. The record is from the annotation of a GenBank genome assembly. NCBI's taxonomy places the organism in Eukaryota, Vitrellaceae.
GCUUCAUUCAUUCAUCUGUGUGUGUUGGUUCUGUCCACCAGAUGGAGGAGGUCUUCAAGCACCAAAGCAGGAAAUUCAUCCAUGCCAUCGAGAAGUCAGGUGGGCACGCCGUCUGUCGGUGCGCCUGCAGGCACUGCAUGUCGAUGUAUUUCUGUGUGUGUGUGUGUGUGUGUGUGGUCAUCCACACACAGGUGCCCUGCUGCCUCCCGAGGUUGUCUCCACAGCGGCUGUGGAGGCCGUCAAGAACAAAUCGCUGGUGAGUCGGGCCCGAACCAGUGUGUGUCGCUUUAUUUCCUUGCCCUUAUGUGACUGUCAGCCGAGUGGUCUGGUGAUACGAGUGACACCCCAGCUGGGCAUCGACUUUGCCCGGCUGCCUGGGAGCCCCUUUGCACAGCCGGUGGUGCCGGCGUCACUCAAGGCCUACAGCGAGAGGCUGGUGGCGAAGAUCAAGGAGAGGGACCAGAAGAUCGCCGCCAAGCUGUGAGGGCGUCUGUGUGGCUGCCGUCUGCACAAUGAUUGGACGACGCUAGAGUCAGACGCUAUUUUUGUGAGAAGGACUUGAGUUUGUCGUGUGUGGACUCAAUAGCUUUGAGUCGGCAUUGCGGUUGACAUCCAAGUAUCUGUGUGUCUUUUGUCUCAGCGCUCCUUGAU